Penicillium griseofulvum is the source of this 1002-nucleotide messenger RNA. RefSeq names its product AMP-activated serine/threonine-protein kinase regulatory subunit SNF4 (gene snf4). The record is from RefSeq and is a predicted model, not a curated record. The transcript has 5 exons. Bases 1 to 1002 code for a protein of 333 amino acids. NCBI's taxonomy places the organism in Eukaryota, Fungi, Ascomycota, Eurotiomycetes, Eurotiales, Aspergillaceae.
AUGGCCUCCGAGCGAGCGAUCGAUCGGGAAGAGAGACAAGGCCUUCGUGCCAUUCGUGAUUUCCUCAAGGCCCGAAAUUCCUACGAUGUCCUCCCGCUCAGCUUCCGACUCAUCAUCUUCGAUACGUCCCUUUCCGUCAAGGAGAGUCUGAACAUUCUGAUUCAAAACGCUGACCGCAAAACCCGGGAAUCGGGAGGUACAGGCAUCGUUUCAGCUCCGUUGUGGGACUCCAAAGCGUCCAAAUUCGCAGGUCUUCUGACCACUUCCGACUACAUCAAUGUCAUCCAAUACUAUUUCCAGAACCCCGCUGCGCUGGACCAGAUCGAUCAAUUCCGCCUAGACAGUUUGCGAGAUGUUGAAAAAGCGCUAGGCGUGGCACCGCCGGAGACCGUCUCCAUCGACCCAGAGCGCCCUCUAUACGAUGCCUGUCGGCGCAUGCUGGAAUCGCGCGCCCGCCGUAUCCCCCUUGUCACCAGCGAUAGCCAGACCGAGCGGCCCCACGUUCUCAGCGUCAUCACGCAAUACCGAAUCUUGAAAUUCGUCGCUGUCAAUGUCCCCGAUACGCAGCAGCUGCGUCGUCCGCUAGGGGAGCUCUUGCUUGGAUCGUAUGAUAACGUUGCCACGGCUUCGAUGGAUACCCCGGUCAUUGAUGUCAUUCAUAUUUUGGUCGAGCGCAGCAUAUCUAGUGUGCCGAUCGUGAACUCGGAAGGCGUGGUGUAUAACGUAUUCGAGUCGGUCGAUGUUAUUACUUUGAUUAAAGGAGGUUUCUACGACGAUUUAAGUCUCACAGUUGGGGAAGCUUUGAAGAAACGUUCUCCGGGUUUCCCGGGUAUCUAUACAUGUUCAUUGAAUGAUGGUCUGGAUACUAUCUUCGAUACUAUCCGCAAAUCCCGAGUACACCGUCUCGUCGUUGUGGAUGAGCACUUCAAGCUCAAGGGCGUUCUGACUCUGAGUGAUAUUCUGCACUACAUUCUUCUUGAGGGAGAGAAUGAGGAAGCAUGA